Psilocybe cubensis is the source of this 1671-nucleotide messenger RNA. RefSeq lists its product as uncharacterized. Bases 1 to 1671 code for a protein of 556 amino acids. The transcript has 4 exons. The record is from RefSeq and is a predicted model, not a curated record. NCBI's taxonomy places the organism in Eukaryota, Fungi, Basidiomycota, Agaricomycetes, Agaricales, Agrocybaceae.
AUGCCAACUCCACCAUCGCAGACCCCGGACGUGCAGUAUGAUGCAGAUUAUCUGAACCAUGAACACGGCGCGGAUGUGUUUGGGGAUGGUGCGAAUACACCAGAUGCGACUGUAAAGAUCUCGACGCCGUCUACGGCGCCUCUUACACGCACCGUGGCUAUUAUCAAGCCCCAUGCGCUUAAGCACCGGUUUGACAUCGAGAGACGGAUCCAGGAAGCCAGUUUCGAGAUUGUAAAGGAACGGCAGAUGGAAUUUGACACGGAGACGGACCCCGAUACGUUGUAUGACCUCUUUGGAGACGAUACAGACGCUCUGGCAGAAGGUCCAGUGUGGGUAUACGUACUUGAGCGGCGCCGCGCGGUAGAAGUAUGGAACACGCUCAUGGGCCACCCAGACGUCGAAAUCGCACGGCGCGAGACGCCCAACUCCCUCCGCGCACUGUACGGCAUCUCCGCACAGCAAAACGGCCUCAUGGGCUCCCCGGACGCGCAGACCGCAGAGAUCCAAAUCCUCUCCCUCUUCGCGUCGUCACCGCCCUUCCCUACCUCCGACCUCCCCGCAGAGGAGCACGAGCAGUACCCUUCUAUGCGCAGCGACGACUCGGCGCUGCUCGAAUCCAUCCGCCGCGGGCUCACCAUCGAAGAUGAGGGGUACGCCCCGUCGAGCGUUACGAACCCGUCCACUGCAGGCGGGACCGGCCCGCGGCUCAACGCGAACGGGAAGGUGCCGUUCAAGGCGCGCGCGGUGCCCGCGACGCACGACAAGCCGGACAUCGUGCCGCGCAUGACGCGCUCGGCGGCGCUGCGCGCGGGGCAGCCUGUUGAGAAGCCUACGAGUACGGGCCCGCGCGCGCCGGUGUCGAAGGAGAGGCAGGCGGAGACGUUUGCAAAUGUGCCUGGGCAUAAGCGCACGAGUACGAUUCAGGUCGCGUCUACGGCUGCGCCGACGAUUGCGCCGCGGAUGACGAGGGCAGCGUCGUUGAGGUUGGGGCAGCCCCUGCCGCCUCCGGUGACGAGGCAGAGGUCGACGGGGGAUGAGCAAGCGAAGGCGAAUACGUUUGAAGGUGUUCCUGGGCAUAAGAGGAGAGAGAGUAUUGCUGUUGCGUCGAUUAAAGCACCUACGGUUGCUCCGAGGUUGAAUAAGAGCGCGUCGUUGAGAGCUCAGAAGGAGCAGACCCCUCCUACUUCUUUCAUGUUCCGUGCUGGUUCUGCAGCCAAAACGCCCACCUUGUCUCGGGCGACUUCAACACAAACCCUUUCAUCUCCUUCAAAGGCACCACCCGCCCCUCGACCAGCAUCUCAAGCGUCCAAUAAUCCUGCAACGUCACGGUAUACGGUACCUAGAGCGUCUUCUGUUGCUUCGCGGCCCACUGCCCAACCUCCAAAAAGGGCGCCAUCGAGAUCCGCGACCGCUGGAUCCUCGAGCGCAGUCAACGGUGAUGGUUCUACUGAAGAACCCGCCGCAGCUGCAGCACCAGCCAAAGCCAAGCCACGUCCAAGUAGUAUCGCAGCUCCUUCCAUCGCCCCAAGGACCAACAAAAGCGCGGCACUUAGGGCGGCGAAGAAGGAGGCUGAGAACGCGGCUGCUUUGGCAGCUGCAGCGAAGAAAGCCGCUCCCAGGCCGAGCAGAGUCGCUCCGCCACCGUCGAGCUUCAAGGCAAUUCCAACAUAA